Messenger RNA from Apaloderma vittatum (bar-tailed trogon), 1408 nucleotides. RefSeq names its product prenyl (decaprenyl) diphosphate synthase, subunit 1 (gene PDSS1). The record is from RefSeq and is a predicted model, not a curated record. Lineage: Eukaryota; Metazoa; Chordata; Aves; Trogoniformes; Trogonidae. The transcript is spliced from 10 exons. Gene Ontology annotation, cellular component: mitochondrion; transferase complex. Gene Ontology annotation, molecular function: prenyltransferase activity. Bases 218 to 1096 code for a protein of 292 amino acids. Gene Ontology annotation, biological process: ubiquinone biosynthetic process; isoprenoid biosynthetic process.
UCACUUUACCCAAAGAAGUUCAACUUUGUCAUUUCCAAAAAUAUGUAAUAUAUUUUGGCGGUUUCAUCAUACAAGCACAUCCCGCUUGUGUAGCUGCAGCAAAACAGUUAGUGAUGAAAAAUACCAAGACCCUUUUCAGCUUGGUAGAAAAGACUUGAAGAAUCUCUAUGAAGAUAUUAAAAAGGAAUUACUUGUAUCUACAGCAGAACUUAAGGAAAUGUGUGAUUAUUACUUUGAUGGGAAAGGAAAGGCCUUUCGACCAAUGAUUGUGGUGCUAAUGGCAAGGGCUUGCAACAUUCACCAUAGUAAUUCCAGGGAGGUGCAAGCAAGCCAGCGCUCUGUGGCCAUAAUUGCCGAGAUGAUCCACACAGCUAGCCUCGUUCAUGAUGAUGUUAUUGAUGAUGCAAAUUCUCGCAGAGGAAAAAUGACAGUCAAUCAAAUCUGGGGAGAGAGGAAGGCUGUUCUAGCUGGUGACUUCAUCCUCUCAGCUGCUUCUGUAGCUUUAGCACGAAUUGGAAACACUACUAUCAUCUCUGUUCUAACUCAGGUGAUUGAAGAUCUGGUGCGUGGUGAAUUCCUCCAGUUGGGUUCCAAGGAAAAUGAAAAUGAGAGAUUUGCUCACUACCUCGAGAAGACUUUCAAGAAGACUGCGAGUCUUAUAGCAAACAGUUGUAAAGCAGUUUCAAUUCUGGGCUGCCCUGAUCCCAAAGUUCAUGAGAUUGCAUACCAGUACGGAAAAAACGUUGGCAUAGCUUUUCAGCUGAUAGAUGAUGUUCUGGAUUUUACAUCAUGUGCUGACCAUCUGGGGAAACCAGCAGCAGCAGAUCUCAAGCUUGGAUUAGCCACAGGCCCUGUCUUGUUUGCUUGUCGACAGUUUCCAGAAAUGAAUGCUAUGAUAAUGAGACGAUUCAGUAAGCCAGGAGACGUUGAACGUGCUCGGAAAUACGUGUUGCAGAGUGAUGGUGUGCAGCAAACGACCUACCUCGCCCAGCGCUACUGCCAUGAAGCUACAAGAGAGAUCAGUAAACUCCGGCCGUCCCCUGAAAGAGAAGCCCUCAUUCAGCUGACAGAAAUGGUACUCGUGCGAGACAAGUGAGAGAAUUCCUUCCACUCGUUCUGGCAGCUACUUACCAGACUGUGCCUACAUUUACUUCAAAAGUUAAUUGCUUCUGACAUGUGCUACCAAAAAUUAUUUUUUUAAAAAAAAACCACCUUUUUUUUCCUUGAAGUUCUACUUUUUUUAAAAAAAAAAAAAAAAAAUUCGAAGUGUUUUUAAUUGUGGGAAGCCAUGCAAUCCCAAGCAAAUCGGACUGUGCUGUACAGUUGUUUUAGUGUGGGCUAUUAAUCAUGGGGGUGGCUGGGGAAGAUGUUUACACAUUGAUGCACAAAGGCCACAGUGAGAAUAAAU